Salmo salar (Atlantic salmon) is the source of this 4495-nucleotide messenger RNA. RefSeq names its product rho GTPase-activating protein 45. Gene Ontology annotation, molecular function: GTPase activator activity. Lineage: Eukaryota; Metazoa; Chordata; Actinopteri; Salmoniformes; Salmonidae. Gene Ontology annotation, cellular component: membrane. The record is from RefSeq and is a predicted model, not a curated record. Gene Ontology annotation, biological process: activation of GTPase activity; signal transduction.
UGAGCCUACUGGUGGUGGGCGUUCAAAAUAGCUAAUCACGUCACCAACACACAGGUGUUACUUGAUUAGUGUGACGAGCAGGAAACCUUUUCUCAACUGGACUCCUGCCAGACCUCGGCAGUAGGGGACAUUGAGGCAUUCUCCAUUCUCUGGCGUUAACUUACAGCUAUUUAACCUCUAAUUGGACGCGUUAAAAUAGGUUGUACUCCUGGUUUACUAUAGAAAUGCUUUGUACAUUUUUGGAUAUACGGUGGAUGACAAACCUCAAGAGUCCCAAUCAAAAGGAGAGUGUCACAUCACAUGUGCUUUUCUUGCCUUGAGAAAGAAACCAGCGGAUGCGGUCUCCGCUUUGUGUUUUUGUGGUGGGCUGUUCAGUGAGCUGGCGCGCUCAAUGUUUUACAACGGGAAAAGAGUGAGGCAGCAGCAAACGUGGCUGAAGGUUGGAACCGAUGGAAGAGCAGCGCCCGUAAUUGGCAGAGCACCAAAGAAGUGCAGAGUCGGGGGAUGGGUUGUAUGUGAAACUCAAAGAAAUCGGGGUAGACGGCAAAGGUACAUUGAAGAUGUUCUCCCGAAAGAAAAGGGAAUUGAUUAAAACCCCUUCUAUUUCGAAGAAGAGUCGAGCAGGAAGCCCAGGGCCACAGAGUUCAGCAUUGUCCGUUCUCCAGGAGCAGCCUCGUCAUGAUGCUGUCGACACAACCCCUUCCUCCUCUACCUCCACCCUCCUCACUCCUACCCCAGGUGCCCUACUGGAUUCCUCUGUGUCCUGCCCUGGCACCACCAGUGCCCAGCACAGCAAGCUGUUUGGCGGAGGCUGCCCCGUCCCCAGGGGCUACCAUGAAGAGGCCGACUGGCCUCAGUCGUCAUGCCGGCGCAGAAGGCUUCCCUAUCCACUCCAGGGUGUUCACCAAGGGCCAGGGUAAGGGGCCCAUCGCCCCCCAGGACAGCCUAGAGAGCACAGCCAUCGAGGUGGAGGACAUCCCCUCUCUGCUGAGGGAUGUGGCCCGCUUCGCUGAGGCUGUGGAGAAGCUGAAGGAUGUUGUAUUGAGGGAAGACAAGCAGGAGAACCGUUGCCCUGUGGCCCAUGAGUGCCUGGGGGAGGUCCUGAGGGUCCUACGACAGGUCAUCAGCACCUACCCCCUCCUCAACACUGUGGAGACCCUCACUGCUGCAGGCAAACUCAUAUCUAAGGUCAAAGGAUUUCACUAUGAGAUGUGUAAUGACACAGAAAAGAAGGACUUUGAGACGGCCAUUGAGACCAUUGCAGUUGCUUUUAGUAGCAAUGUGUCAGAGCUACUGAUGGGGGAGGUGGACAGCAGUACCCUACUGUCCCUGCUGCCAACAGAGAAGAGCAGGUCUAUGGAGAACCUCUACAGGGCGUCAGGUCAGGGGCUAGAGGGAGCUCAGAUGACGGGUGACCUGCAGGACUUUGGCCGGGCCGAGGAGGUAGACAUGCUGCUGCAGCGUAGUGAAGGGGGAGUGGACUCUGCUCUGGCCUACGCCAAGACCAUCUCUAAAUGCAUGAAGGACCUGAUGAGCUAUGUGGAGAAGAGGACCUCACUGAAGGUGGAGUUUGCAAAGGGCUUACAAAGACUGUACCAGUCCAGCAAACACAGCAUCACACACCACCACAUGCCCUUCUACUCCAUCUACUCUCUGGCUCUGGAGCAGGAUGCAGAGCAGAGCAGUGGGGUGCAGCAGGCCACCUCCACACUGCACAGCCAGACCUUCCUACAGCCUCUGACACAGCGUAAACACGAGCAUGAGAAGAAACGCAAGGAGAUCAAGGAACAGUGGCACCGAGCCAAGAGGAAACUGCUGGAAUGUGAGUCUAACCUGCGCAAGGCCAAGCAUGCCUACAUGGCUCGCUGUGAGGAGCACGACAAGGCAGCCACUAGCAGAGCAGCAGAGGAGGGAGGCUCCACCUCCAAGUCUCUGGGCAGGAAGUUACGAGUGGAAGAAGAGGCUCGCAACAAGGCUGAGGAGGCAGAGGCCACCUACAGGAUGUGUAUAGCAGACGCCACCACCCAGCAGCAGGAGCUGGAACAUGUGAAGGUCAAUGUGCUCCGACUUCUGCAGGAGGUCAUCCAACAGAGUGACCAGACCCUGCGCUCGGCUACCAUCUCGUACUACCAGAUAAUGCACAUGCAGACAGUGGCGUUGCCGGUCCACUACCAGACUCUGUGUGAGAGCAGUAAGCUGUAUGACCCAGGACAGCAGUACGCUGCCCACGUCCAAGACCUGCAGCUCACUAAGGAACCAAAGGUCAACUACCAGUUUGAGCCCUACACCGCCGCUGCAGCCUCCACACAGCAGCCAGCUCGACCCCGUAACGACAGCUUCAACACAGACCAGCAGAGCAGCUCUGAGGGUCAACCCAGCACCGGAGAGACCAUGACCGACGAGGACCGCAGUGCUGAAAAUCCCAGAAAGAGACAAGGCCACAAAUCGUGGGGUUCUACAGUGAGUGAUGCAGACAGUGUAGGUGGCCUGGAAUCUCCUACCACCAGUACAAGUGACAUCAGUAAAAUGGCGCGCACCUCCUCCACCGGGACCAUGUCAUCGAAUGAGGAUCCGGAUGAGAAGGACGAGAACGUGGCUUCCUUCCAAGCACCAAAGAUAAAUGGCAUGGAGCCAGAGAUGGCGGUUCCAACCAGACCUUUCCGGAACAUUGGGCUCUCCAAAGCCGCCCAGACCCACCAGCUGCGUAAACUCCGCACCCCGUCCAAGUGUCGGGAGUGCGACAGCUACGUGUACUUCCAGGGAGCAGAGUGUGAGGAGUGUUUCCUGGCAUGUCAUAAGCGGUGUUUGGAGACGUUGGCCAUCCAGUGUGGCCAUAAAAAACUGCAGGGUAGACUCCAGCUGUUCGGCCGAGACUUCUCCCAGGUGUCCAGCGACAGCUCCAACGGCAUCCCCUUCAUCAUCACUAAGUGCAUCUCUGAGAUAGAGAGACGAGCCCUGAAGAUGAAGGGUAUCUACAGAGUGAAUGGGGUGAAGACUCGUGUGGAGAAGCUAUGUCAAGCCUUUGAGAACGGCAAGGAACUAGUGGAGCUAUCGCAGUGUCCCCCCCACGACAUCAGCAAUGUCCUUAAGCUCUACCUCCGACAGCUUCCAGAGCCCAUCAUGUUGUUUCGUCUGUACAACAGCCUGAUGGGGCUGGCCAAGGAGAGCCUGCUGACUGAGGGAGGGGAGGCCGGGACAGGGAAGGGGCCAGAGCUGGUGGACCUGGGGCCAGCCACUGACCCAGCGAUCCUGGCUGUGGUUGAUAGACUCAGAGAGUUGCUGAGAGAACUGCCCAAGGCUAACAUAGCCACGCUGCGCUACAUCUUACGCCACCUGCGCAGGAUUGCAGAGUUAGAGCAGGACAAUAAGAUGAGUCCCAGUAACCUGGGCAUCGUGUUUGGCCCCUCUCUGAUGCGGCCCCGGCCCACUGGGGCCACAGUGUCCCUGUCCUCUCUAGUGGACUACCCCCACCAGGCCCGCAUCAUAGAGACUCUCAUAGUCUUUUACACAGCCAUCUUCCAGUCCUCCAGCAGUCACCCAUUCUCCACCCAACAGACUGUCGGUGCGGGUAUAGAUAAGAACAGCAGUGCUGCGGUCGCUGAUGUUGAGGAACAGGAUGCCAAUGAGGAACAGAGCAGAACAGACUCUGACAAGAUGGAGGGCUGUGGCAGUUCUCCAGGCUCCCUGGGUUCCAGUGAGCAAAUGGUGGACUCUGACUCGGAGCUGGAUGAGACUGGGAGGGGGUCCACACACUGUCCCCACAGCCUGGUCAAACUGGAGAGCAAGGUCAGCACAGAGGAUGACCAACUGAGCUGCAAGGAUAGCCUGAAACUCUCCAGACCGUCUCUUCCUCAGCCGGUCCUGGUUCCAGACCAGGAGAGUCCUGGUCCCGAUGCCUUGAACCAUGACCCCCGUGACAGUGAGCCCGACCUAGAGGAGUGUGAGCAGGAGCUGAGCUCAACGUGAAUCAGUCCCAACAACCAUGUUCUGGGCCUGUGUGGGGCAAAGGUUAGUGUGCUGCCCAGGGACAGGGAGCCAGUUUGUGUAAACACGGCCUGUGCAAUGUGUCAACCACACUGAAAGGUUUUACGGAGUUUAAGUGUACUUCCAGUCUGGUGGAUGUUACCACGAAUCUUGGUUUUAACUUUGGUAUUAAAAUGUCAUGAAAUACUACAUGACACAUUCAUCAUGGACACUUGGUUAUAGCUGUUUUCUGUCAGCAUUAAUUCUAGUUAUAACAAGCUGUGAUUUCAUUUUGAAGAUAAUCUAUUUCAAAAAGUAUUUACAUUGCUCUUAUGCUUGAAUAGUGAGUUGUCUUGUAUGUGUGAUUUAUCUAAGAUAAUUAUUCCAGGUAUUGAAGGUGCUGCUGGUUUUAUUUCAGCACUAAAAUCCAAAAAAAUGCAUCUUUAGAUCUUAAGUUAAGUUGGAUGUAUUUGUCUUUCUGCUGAAUUCACUGUUGACAUUGUCAGUAAUAAAGAAUGCUAUUAAAUGUUGA